AUGUUUGCACCAGUUAAUACUCAAGAUCCUUCCGUUAUAGACGAAACCAAGUCCUCUUCUACGUCCAUUGAAGAGAGUUAUGACGACUUAAUUUCAAGACACAAAAAUGAACGUAAACAACUUAUAUCCCGCAUAACAGCAUUGAAAAAGUCUGCAGGGAAUAAGAAACGUAAAAAAGAAAUACAAGCUGAAGUCGCAAAGUUAGAAAAUGAUCUUCAAGAAAGACACAAGCAAGAAAUAAAGGAACAUCAAAUGAAGUAUGGAGUCAUGAAUGAAGAUAAGAAGAAAGAGGACAACAACAGUGAUCAAGAUGAAUCAAAUGAGGAUAUUACUGACAUACUAUUGGCCAGAAUAAAUGCCAAGCAAGUAGAAGAGUCACCAAGACAACCAGCACCUCCUCCUCAGCAAGAUAGAAGGAAAAAACAAAGUCGUCGACAGAGACGUCAGGAACGCAGACGCUUAGAAAUGCAAGAUCAAGAUUCGGACGAAGCAGCUGACCAGGUGAAUAAACAAGAAAUUGAGAAAAAUGCCAUGGCAGAAUUAACAAAAAGCAUGGGAUUAACUAUUAAAGAGAUUGCUCCAAAUGGCCACUGCUUGUAUAAUGCAAUUUCAGAUCAGCUGCUUUUACAACACAAUAUUCCUAUCGAUUACAAACAACUUCGGGGAAAAGUGGCGGCAUAUAUGCGCGAAAAUUCUGACGAUUUUCUACCAUACUUGGCAUCACAAACGGGGGAAAUUUGCAGCAAAGAACAAUUCGAAGAGUAUUGCAAUGGAAUAGAAAACACAGCAGUCUGGGGUGGAGAUCUAGAGAUUUCAGCGAUUGCAAAACUGUACAAAAUCCCUAUUCAUGUAGUACAAGUCGGUGCUCCUUUGUUGAAAUUUUCAGAUGACGAGUUUCGAGAUAAAGAACCAAUUUUUCUUUCAUAUCACAAGUAUAUGUAUGGACUAGGGGCUCAUUAUAACUCGUUAAACAAAUAUUGA
This is a messenger RNA of Paraglomus occultum, 981 nucleotides long. NCBI's taxonomy places the organism in Eukaryota, Fungi, Glomeromycota, Glomeromycetes, Paraglomerales, Paraglomeraceae. The record is from the annotation of a GenBank genome assembly.